AUGAUACAGAAUUUGAGGGAUCAUUGCCCAUUGGUUAAACAGGUGUGGCUUGCAGACGACUCAGCUGGAGGAGGGAGUAUAGUGCAGUUAUACAACUGGUACAGGCAAUUGAGUAAGGAAGGUCAAAAGUUUGGUUACCUUGUGAAUGGGACAAAGAGCUGGCUUAUUGUGAAGUCUAGGGAACUCGCGGAGGAAGCAAAGAGGGUGUUUGGAGAGGAAGUCAACAUAACGACUGAAGGUCAGCGCCAUCUGGGAGCAGUUAUUGCGUCGCAAGAAUACAAAGAUCAGUAUUGUGAGGAGAAGGUUCGUGCAUGGAAAGAGGAAAUCGAACGUCUCUCUGAAAUAGCGAAGAGCCAGCCCCAUGCGGCGUAUAUUGCUUUCACAAAAGGCUACAAGUCGAAGUUCACCUACUUCAUGCGCACGAUUUAA
Molecule: messenger RNA, 429 nt
Organism: Porites lobata
Lineage: Eukaryota; Metazoa; Cnidaria; Anthozoa; Scleractinia; Poritidae
Source: the annotation of a GenBank genome assembly